Molecule: messenger RNA, 4522 nt
Organism: Cuculus canorus (common cuckoo)
Lineage: Eukaryota; Metazoa; Chordata; Aves; Cuculiformes; Cuculidae
Gene: BDNF
Product: brain derived neurotrophic factor
Exons: 2
Coding region: 459-1223 (254 amino acids)
Biological process (GO): negative regulation of neuron apoptotic process; positive regulation of peptidyl-serine phosphorylation; positive regulation of collateral sprouting
Molecular function (GO): growth factor activity; nerve growth factor receptor binding
Source: RefSeq, a predicted model, not a curated record
CCAGGUGCGAGCCGGGAGGUGGAAGGAAAGCGGCCGGGAGUCAGGGCUCAGUGAAGGACUUUCCUCCGGAACUUUCUGUCCCUCUCCGGUUUCCUGGGAGGCGGCUGCGAUCACGUUUUAUACCGUGUUAGCUUGUAACCCCUCUCAUUCAUUAAGAUCACGUAAGAACUCAAAGGGAAACGUGACUCUGAGCUAAGGCGUUUGCGUAAAUCUAUAGGUUUUUAAAACUCCCUGCCAGUUGCUUUCUGUCUUCCGUAGGCACCAAGGUGGUGGAGAGUUUAAGCUUGCGGAUAUUGCAAAGGGUUAUUAGAUUCAUAAGUCACACCAAGUGGUGGGCGAUCCACUGAGCAAAGCAGAAGUUCUCACAUGAUGACUUCAAACAAGACACAUUACCUUCCAGCAUCUGUUGGAGAGACUGGAUUUUAAGACACUUCUGUCUCCAGGACAGCAAAGAAACAAUGUUCCACCAAGUGAGAAGAGUGAUGACCAUCCUUUUCCUUACUAUGGUUAUCUCAUACUUCAGUUGCAUGAAAGCUGCCCCGAUGAAAGAAGCUAGUGUAAGAGGACAAGGCAGCUUGGCUUACCCAGGUCUUCGGACCCACGGGACUCUGGAGAGCCUAAAUGGGCCCAAUGCUGGUUCAAGAGGACUGACAUCGCUGGCGGACACUUUUGAACACGUCAUAGAGGAGCUUCUAGAUGAGGACCAGGACAUCCAGCCCAGUGAGGAAAACAAGGAUGCAGACUUGUAUACAUCCCGAGUCAUGUUAAGCAGUCAAGUGCCUUUGGAGCCCCCACUGCUCUUUCUGCUGGAGGAGUACAAAAACUACUUGGAUGCUGCAAACAUGUCCAUGAGGGUCCGGCGCCACUCUGACCCAGCUCGCCGCGGGGAACUGAGUGUAUGUGACAGCACAAGCGAGUGGGUGACGGCGGCAGAGAAAAAGACUGCAGUGGACAUGUCUGGAGCGACUGUCACAGUCCUGGAAAAAGUCCCAGUACCCAAAGGCCAACUGAAGCAAUACUUCUAUGAGACCAAAUGCAACCCCAAGGGGUACACAAAGGAGGGCUGCAGGGGCAUAGACAAGAGGCACUGGAACUCCCAGUGCCGAACUACCCAGUCUUACGUGAGAGCUCUCACCAUGGAUAAUAAAAAGAGAGUUGGCUGGCGCUUCAUAAGGAUAGACACUUCCUGUGUAUGUACAUUAACCAUUAAAAGGGGAAGAUAGUGGAUUUGUGUUGUAUAGAUUAUAUUGAGACAAAAUUAUCUAUUUGUAUAUAUACAUAACAGGGUAAAUUAUUCAGUAAAAAAAUAAUUUUAUGGACUGCAUGUAUAACAAGUUUAUACAGUACCGUGGUUCCACAAUCUAUUUAUUGAACAUAUCCAUGACCUGAAGGGGAACAAAAGUCAUUUGCGCACAAGUUUAAAAAAAAAAAAAAAAAGAAAACAACAAAAAAAAAAAGAAAAACAAGCAAACAAAAGAAGUCUGCAUUACAUUCCUCGAUAACAUUGUGGUUUGUCGCCGUUGCCAAGAAUUGAAAAUAUAAAAAGUUUAAAAAAAAAAAAGAAUAAAAUUGCAUGCUGCUUCAAUUGUGAAUUGAUGAUAAACUGUCCUCUUUCAGAAAAAUAAAUUGAACCAAAACAUUCCGUUUACAUUUUAGACGGUAGGUAUCUUUAUUCCUGUUAGUAUUAUAUCUGUUUACUGCUUUUAACUUCUGAUAGCGUUGGAAUUAAAACAAUGUCAAGGUGCUGUUGUCAUAGUUUUACUGUUUCUCUUACUUUUGAACUCCCAUCAGAUUGAAAAAGAAAAAAAAAUCAUUACCUUAUUCUGGAUUAAGAACAAAUUUGUUUUUUGUAUGUUGUGAAGGUGUUUGCAAUAGCAAUCCAACUACUGACAAAAAAAAUAAUAAAAAAAAAAGAGGCAACUGAAAAAGAAUGGUGAUGUUCCACUUCACAUUGUUGAACUUCAGGCUUAAAGACAGCACUUAUUUAACUGUAUGGCAACAUGCUUUUUUGGGUUAUUUUCUUUUUUUUAUUAUUAUUUUUUUAACUUUUGUUUGCUGUCUUUUGAGACCUGCAUUUGCUUAUACCAUGUUUGUUUGUGUUUGGGUUCCCCUCCUCCCCCUUUUCUCCCUUUGGAAGGAUGUCGGUUGUGCUAUUUAAAGUGUUUCGCUUACCAUGCAAAUGAGGUUUUAAUAUAGAAAAUAUUCUAUAGAGUGAGAGCAAUGAUUUUCAUGUAAUAAAAGACUCUGUGCUUGGAUCAAAUGUCUUGGUGAAGCACAACGAGAAUGUUACUAGAAAAGGCUCUAGAAAGAUGAUAGUGAAUGUGAAAUCAGGUUGGUCAUGGGACUGAAUAGCUCAGCCGGGUCAGGGACGAAGUGGUGGUUUGGGUUGACUGAGGCUAUCCAAGUCACAAUCAGUACUGAAUGUGGUGGUCCUGUGCAUCCUGUGAGGGUUGCCUUGUCCAUCGAUGCAGGUGGGACAACCUCAUUCCCCCCUCGGAGCAUGUCCAGCAGCCAUGAUGGGUGAGCUUCAGCGGCAUCCCUGCCUGAAGGAGCCCUGGGAAAUAGCUGGGGAAGGAGGCAGAAAGAGGCCCUGCCUCUAUCUGAAAGCCAUUAACAUUUAUGUUUGUGUGGCUCUACCUCUGCUGUCAGCCUUAUUUACGAAACAAAUGUCAGCAUAAAAAAUACUCUUGAAGUAGGUGAAGAGCAAGUGCUGGAGGAUUUGGCUUAACGUUGUUCAGGUUCUGAUAGAUGGAUUUAGCCCUGCACUACUCCUCUCUCUUGGCAGAAGUAUUUCCAAAAAGGCAGGUUGUAAGCUGAAGAGCGGUGCAUAGCACUCGCACUGACUACAGUGGGCAGAGAGGCAGAAAUAGCUCAUUAGUGAGCUCACUGAAGGCAGAUGCUAUAUUUGUAAUUCUUGUAGAUGAAGAAAUGUGGCUGACGAAGAGGAAGAUACUGUACAACAUAACUACUUCUGAAUGCUACAGAAUCUGCAUUAGUCUGCCCUGCUGUUGAAAUUAGUUAAAAGCCUGGACUGUGCAAAGCUUAUUUGGAAUAAGAUUCCCCCACAAAAAUUCUCUUUGAAGAGUAUAUUUCACACUGAGUUCGUCAGUGCUAGUAGAAACUCAUAGUGGAAGCUAACAGAGAUGCCUUCAAAGUCUUCUGCUCAGGGGAGAAGGGCUUCCACUUCCCUAGGAUAACUGAUGGUCAAAGGAGAACCAUCCCAGCUGUAAAAUGAAAACCUUUAGCGUUGGCCACAUGCUCAGUGGACUGUGAAUGGGAAGAGGGUUUUGUGACCCACCUGAACUUCAGACUUCAGCCUUCCUAAUCAACUGUAGAUAUUCACUCUCCCACACAGAAAUCAGAAAUGAAAAAAACAACUUACUGAAAUGUCUCAGAUCUUCAGCUGAAGUAUUCCUCCUGCAAAUUAAAAAGUUAGUAUAAUGGAGAAUUUUAUUCCACUGUGGCCAGUACCUGUAUGUCUAUUAUAAUUCUUUGCAUUCAAAAGCAGCUCAGCACCUAUUUUCAGCAAUAUUUCUAAGCUUCGGCAGAGAUGUUGUAAUGGUGGCUCCCCUCAAAACCAGGGCUGGUUGCUUAGGAAGGGGAAAGGGUGAUGCUAAUGAGUGAAUAACAAAAGAGAUCAUUCAUCUAGACUGGAAAAAGAAAUGAUAGCUGGGACAUGACAGUAAUCUAAUUCAGAUACAGGAAUAAAAUAAUUCCCAGUUCAAAUAAAUUGGAUUUCUGAAAGAGAAGUGUUAACGCAUAAAUCAUGCUAGAAAUAAAGUUCCUCAUUUCCCAGAGCUUAUUACGGCAAUAUCCUUAAGCCAGAAGUCCUCAUCUGGCAUAGGCAAGGAUGGUGCUGGUCUAGCAGAAUUAAAGCGGUGGGAUGGUAGGUUCAGAGGGGUGAGUGGCAGCCCAUGCGGAUGGGGGACAAGGGAUGGAGCUGAGAACCUAAAGAACUGUAUCCUGUAGCUACAUCUAAAGUGAUGUUCCCUAUAGCAUGCCAGCUGAUACGAUGUGAAAUGGCAAUUCAACUGCAGUCCCGUGGCUCUCACUUGCCUGACCUAAUACAUCCAUGAGCACAGGCUUGGCAGUUUUAGUUAAAACAGAGACUGGGGGGGUGUGGGGGUGGUUUUCUUUCAUGUCACUUAAUUAAACUCUUGCUGUGGUCUGUUUGUGACAAAGGUAUAUCAUGCAUGUCAGCAGGCCUAGUGCUGUGUUAAAGUAAAGACUCUUGCAACUGUAAGUUAAUGUCUGUGGCCUUGUUCUCUAUUAUUCACCUUGUGUAACAUAAAUAUUUAUUGUAUAUUUAUAUAAUUUUAUGGUUUUUGGGAAAAACUGAAAUUGGCAUUAAAAUUUAAAAGCAACUGCGUCAUAUUGUAAAUACAAUUAAGCUAUAUUUAAGUGUACUGAUUAACAUAAUAUAUGUUUAACUAUAGAGUUUUUUAUGUUUUUAAAUAUAUUUUCAAAAAAUAUAUAUAAAAAACUUGGGGUUUUUUGGGGGACCAUGUGACUCUUUUCUCUA